Molecule: messenger RNA, 1033 nt
Organism: Syzygium oleosum
Lineage: Eukaryota; Viridiplantae; Streptophyta; Magnoliopsida; Myrtales; Myrtaceae
Product: probable calcium-binding protein CML22
Exons: 5
Coding region: 107-922 (271 amino acids)
Molecular function (GO): calcium ion binding
Source: RefSeq, a predicted model, not a curated record
CUCUCCAAUAUGUGAUGUUCUUCAUUUCACCGAUGAAACAUUCCUCUUUCCUUCCUUCUUUAACCCUUGGAAGAACCAUCUCCUUUCUCCAAUACAGACAAUCACAAUGAAAGAUCAAACAGGCAAAUCAUGCUCUUGUCCUUCCUUAAAAUAUUUAUCCUACAAAGUGGGAAACAUACUUUGCCAUCGUACUUCAAAAAUUAGGUACAAGAGAUUGGACACGAAGCUUGAAAAGAAGGUGCUCGAAGUGAAGAACACACCAUCAUCAAGGCAUAACAAGUUCCAAACAAUCAAUAGCAUCAUCAUGAAGUUUCCUCAAUUCAAAGAGGGAUUGAAGAAUAUUAAGGCCAUUUUCCAGCAAUACGAUGAGGACUCAAACGGGGCAAUUGACAAAGAGGAAUUAAAGAAAUGUUUGGAGGAAGUGCAGCUUCAUCUCUCCGAAAAGGAUGUGGAGGACUUGUUUCAUUCUUGCGACAUUGAUGAGAACCAAGAAAUACAAUUCACAGAAUUUAUCGUUCUUUUAUGCCUCAUCUAUCUCUUGAAAGAAGCUGCAUCAACUGAUGAGACGGAAAAGAUAGGGUCACCUUCAGUAGAAGCAACUUUUGAUACGAUCAUUGAAGCCUUCUUGUUUCUGGAUAAAGAUGGCGAUGGGAAGUUGAAGAAGAAAGACGUGUUCAAAGCACUGAACGAGGCUUCACCGAGGGAGAGAUCUCCUCGGCACGUUAACAGGAAACGAUUUAAGGAGAUGGAUUGGGGUAGAAAAGGAAACGUUACCUUUAGAGAGUUCCUUUUUACUUUCAUUGAUUGGGUUGGUGUGGAAAUCGAUGACAAAGACGGUAACGGCCUCAGCUCCGGCGACGGCGAUGUCUACAGCGAUGAUCUUCCAUCGUGGAUACCAGUCGAGAGAAAAGAUAGCAUGUGACAUUCAUAAAUUUAUAAAUCAAACGAGACAACAUGAAACUAUUAUACAUGUGAUUUGAACAUGCAAGAAACACAAUUGAAAUGCUCUGUCUGUAUGCAGAAUAUAUACUUG